GAGAUUCAGCCGCUCAGGAGGACACCAUGAAAAGCUGGAUUCUUCUGUGCACCUUGCUGUUCAUGGGCGAGACUGCUCGGGUGCAUCGUACGCGGAGGGAACUGGCACCCGGAUUGCACGAACAGGGGAUACGGGAUGCAGAAGGCUCGUACUGUGGCCGGCAGGAUGCGUGUUGUCGCGGGAGGGAUGAUGCCUGCACCAUCCCCUACUUUGAUACCCUUUGCUACUGCGACCUCUUCUGCAACCGAACCAUCUCUGACUGUUGCCCUGAUUUUUGGGAAUAUUGUCUGGGCAUUCAACCACCGUAUUCACAGCAGAAAGACUGCAUUCGCAAUGGUGUCAAGUUCCACCCUGGAGCAACUUACCGGGAUAAUUGCAACCUCUGUACUUGCAACGGACACGGCAAAUGGGAGUGUGAAAGCCACGUCUGUCUUAUCAACGGGGAUAUGAUCGAUGCCGUCAACAGAGGGGAUUAUGGCUGGAGAGCUUCCAACUACAGCCAGUUCUGGGGGAUGUCACUAGAAGAAGGGGUUCGGUACCGUCUCGGCACCAUCAAGCCUCCCACAUCUGUGAUGAAUAUGAAUGAACUUCAA
Protobothrops mucrosquamatus (brown spotted pit viper) is the source of this 593-nucleotide messenger RNA. Its product is annotated as tubulointerstitial nephritis antigen-like. The annotation marks the transcript as partial. Gene Ontology annotation, molecular function: peptidase inhibitor activity. The transcript is spliced from 4 exons. The record is from RefSeq and is a predicted model, not a curated record. Lineage: Eukaryota; Metazoa; Chordata; Lepidosauria; Squamata; Viperidae.